CAGUUAAGCCGCCUGCUGGCACUCUGUGAAAACGCUGUCGGAGCUUUCGUUAUCCAUUGGAAACGCUGCUAGAGAAAUUGAGUUUGAAAUUGCAGUUCAGUCUUGUCGUGAAUGCAGCGCAGAUCGAUAUUAAAACCUGGAGCAGCGGGUGGCGCUUUGACAAAAAUUCGACAUUUAAUUUUUGUAUCCCCAUUUGGGUAGAAAUUCCCAAAAAAAAUUUCAAGCAUCUAAUUCACCAGCUUCAUAUUCCGUACAAAAGUUAAAUCAAAAUUGUUGGAAAAAUUAAAAAAAAAGUGUGUUACAAAUCGAGUUGAACAGUUGUGUAAGCAAAUCAAGUGCUUGAACAAAAUCAGCACUAAAAGGUGAAAUCAAUAGUUCAAUUAAUAAUAAUGUGCUUAAACUAAAAAGAUAAUUGUUUAUUUCAUAUGUAGAAAUAUUACCUCUGAUGUGGCAUUAAAAAAUUUUCGCCUACGUACAGUGAAAAUUUUCCGAUUUUUAGUAUGUACAUGUACGUUGAGGCGCUUGUGGGCGCCGCAGUAGCAACGGGCGGAGGGGGCGUCCGGCGAGCUUUUGCCACCCCUACGCCAAGCCACAUAUUCGGCUGCUAACGGUUUGCUAACACGAAUAAAUUGUAAGAAAAGAAAAAAAAUGUGCACGCUCGUGAGCAAUUUGUCAAGCAAUAUGCAAAUUAAGUCUACAAAAUGCCAAAAACUCAAAGAACAUUGCAAUCGAAAGUGGAAAACAAGGCAACAUUAGCAACAAUUUAAGUGAUUUGUGCUAAAGAAAAAACAAAAAAGAAAAGAAAAGUAACGGUAACGGUAGCGUAACAGCGUAACAACAGCCGCAGCCAACUUUGCGUACGACGAGCUUUACUCUCCCACUCUCUUUCGCUCGCUCACUCUCUGUCUUUUGAUUGACGCUCUCACACACGUCUCACACACGACUACACAAAGAAAAGUUCAAUGAAAGUUACACGCGCGGAUAAAAUUCCAAAGUGUUUCGGUCUCGUGUAGUAAUAGUAGACACCAAUACAAGGACACGGAAAGCUGCCCGUCAAGGACUGGAAUACGAAUACGAAAAGGAAUACGAAUACGCAGAAAGAGCAAGGCGACAUUUUUACGUUUUACGCGCGCAACUCCGCAUGCUUGUAUUAGUGCGUGCGUGCGUGCGUUCGUGCGUCCGUGUGUGUGUGUGAAUGAGCGCGCGCCAAGUGCAACAUAUCUGAGUUAAAGAGAUUAAGAUAUACAUACAUACAAAAAAGGGACACAGACUAUGCACUUGCGGCAAUGAUAGCCCACAGCAUGGAGAACGCCCACAAAAUGGACGAGCUGCUGUCCAAUGCGCUGUUAAAGCCCGAUAAUCGGCUACUGCCCGAGCCAGACGAGGCGCCCUGCUCCUCCUCCUCCUCCUCCUCCGACUUGCUGUUCAAUAAGGCGCGCCGCCGGCGAAGAGAUCUCGCCGAGACUCGCUCACGUCCUUGCCCACGGCCAGCCAUUGUGCUGGUGGAAUAUCGUCGCUCAUAUCGGGUGCUGAUUGUGACGGCGCUUCUGGUCAGCCUGGUGGCCAGUUUUAUAACGAUCAGUGCCGGCUUCCAGCUGGAUGGAUCGCAGAGCUCUUUCUACACCUUUCGCAAAUGGUAUACGGGUCUGAAUGGCACGCUGGAGCUGGAGUUCAAGACGGAGCAGCCCAACGGCCUGGUCCUCUAUACGGACGACGGCGGCACCUACGAUUUCUUCGAGCUCAAACUGGUUGAGGGCGCACUGCGUCUGCGCUAUAAUCUGGGCGGCGGUGCCCAGAUCAUCACGGUGGGACGCGAGCUGCACGACGGACACUGGCAUAAGGUGCAAGUGCUGCGCAACGAUGAUCAGACCUCCUUGAUUGUCGACGGCGUCUCACAGCAGCGCUCCACCAAGGGCAAGGAGUUCCAGUUCGGCAAAUUCGCCAGCAACUCGGAUGUGUAUGUCGGCGGCAUGCCGAACUGGUACAGCAGCAAGCUCGCCUUGCUGGCCCUGCCCAGCGUCAUCUUUGAGCCACGCUUCCGUGGCGCCAUUCGCAAUCUCGUCUAUGCCGAUCAGCCGGGCGGCGUCACCAGGCGGCAGGAAAUGAAGCAGCCGCGUGACAUUAAAUGUGGCGACGCGCCUUGUGACCAUGGCGAGAUGCCACCCCGCGAAAGAGGAAUGAGGGGCGUUCGCGGCAACACAACCGACGCCUGUGAGCGCAACGAUCCCUGCCAGCAUGGCGGCAUAUGCAUAUCGACUGACUCGGGUCCAAUAUGCGAGUGUCGUAAUCUGGAGUACGAUGGCCAGUAUUGUGAGAAGGAGAAGGCGCCAUCCGAAGCAACGUUCCGCGGUACACAGUUCCUCUCGUACGAUCUGGGCCAGACGGGCGCAGAGCCCAUUGUCAGUGCCCAGGAUGCCAUCUCCUUCUACUUUCGCACCCGGCAGCCGAACGGACUGCUCUUCUACACGGGCCAUGGCACUGACUAUCUGAACCUGGCGCUGCGCGAUGGCGGCGUCUCGCUAACCAUGGGCCUGGCCAAUGGCAAGCAGGAGAUGCACAUAAAGCCCGCCAAGGUGCGAUUCGAUGAUCAUCAGUGGCACAAAGUGACCGUCCAUCGCCGCAUUCAGGAAAUCUCGUCCAUAACCAGCUUCUGUCGGCUCGUCACGGUCGUGGAUGACGUUUACACGGAUCACUCGCACAUCGCCGGCAAGUUUACCAUGCUCUCCUCCUCGCGCGUCUAUGUCGGCGGCGCUGUCAAUCCUCGUGCUCUGCUCGGCGCUCGCGUGCACAACAACUUCGUCGGCUGCCUGCGCAAGGUGGAGUUCUCGGCGGACACGUUGAACCUUAAUCUCAUCGAUCUGGCCAAAAGCGGCUCCAAGCUAAUACAGGUGGCUGGCAAUGUGGAAUACCAGUGCCCCAGCGGCGAUCCCCAGGACCCGGUCACAUUCACCACACGCGAAUCCCAUUUGGUGUUGCCCCCCUGGGAGACGGGCAAGCAGAGCUCGAUAAGCUUUAAAUUCCGGACUAAGGAACCCAAUGGCAUCAUCAUAUUGGCCACGGGCUCCAAACAGCCACGCGCCAAAAACCCUGUGUUGAUUGCCAUUGAGCUGCUCAACGGUCACAUCUAUAUACAUCUGGAUCUGGGAUCGGGCGCCUCGAAGAUACGCGCCUCGCGACGCCGCGUGGACGAUGGCGACUGGCACGAUCUCAUCCUGCGCCGCAACGGUCGCGAUGCCAAGGUGAGCGUGGACGGUGUAUGGAACGAUUUCCGUACGCCCGGCGACGGCACCAUACUCGAGCUGGACGGACACAUGUAUGUGGGUGGCGUUGGGCCCGCCUACAAUAGCGUUGCCUGGCCGGCGGCCAUCUGGACGGCGACGCUGCGUCAAGGAUUUGUCGGCUGCUUGCGUGACCUGGUGCUCAGCGGCAAGGCGAUCGAUAUAGCAGCCUUUGCACGCGUUCAGGAUUCCGCUUCUGUGAAACCGUCGUGCCAUGUGCAGGGCAAUGUGUGCGGAGGCAAUCCCUGCCUGAAUGGCGGCACUUGUCUGGAGGGCUGGAACCGACCCAUCUGCGACUGCUCGGCAACCCUGUACGGCGGACCUACCUGCGGCCGGGAGCUGGCCACCUUGGCCUUCAAUGGCAGCCAGCACAUGACCAUUUGGCUGGCCAAUGGCCAGGGCACCAAGACCCAAACGGAGGAGCUAGUCAUACGCUUCAAGACAUCGCGACCGGCCGGGCUGCUGCUCCUAACCAGCGCCGAAUCCAACUCGCCGGAUCGACUAGAGAUCGCGCUAGUAGCGGGUCGUAUUCGCGCCAGCGUUCGGCUCAGCGAUCGGGAGAAGAACCUGCUCGCUGGCCAAUCGGUGCUCAAUGACAAUAAUUGGCACACCAUACGCUUUUCGCGCCGAGCGUCCAAUUUGCGUCUACAAGUCGACGGGGCUCCCCCCGUCAGGGGUAUGUUAUCUGAGACAAUACUGGGACGCCACAGCACCAUGGAGAUCCGUUCGAUUCAUCUGGGCGGGCUGUUCCACGCCGAGGAGGAGAUCCAAAUGACCUCGACCAUGCCGAACUUUGUGGGCCAAAUGCAGGGCUUCAUAUUCAAUGGUCAGCGUUACCUGGACAUCGUUAAGUCGCUGGGACCGGAGCUGUCAGCGCUGCCGAGCGCCACGUUCAAGCUGACGGCACGGUUCGUCAACUCGCCGGCGGGACAGCCGUAUCAUGCGGCCACCUUUCGCUCCAAGCACUCGUAUAUUGGUCUGGCCAUGCUCAAGGCCUACACGAGCAUAUCGAUAGACUUUCGCUUCAAGACCGUCGAGCCGAAUGGCCUGCUCGUCUUCAAUGGCGGGCGACGCAAUGAUUUCGUCGCUGUGGAGCUGGUCAACGGACACAUACACUACACAUUCGAUCUGGGCGAUGGGCCUGUGACGAUGCGCGAUAAGUCGCGGAUACACAUGAACGACAAUCGCUGGCAUCAGGUCAGCAUUAGGCGGCCCGGACCCAAGACGCACACAUUGACCGUGGACGAUUCGUUUGAGAUAAUCACAUUGACCGGCAACAAUAUGCAUCUCGAGCUGGCGGGCAUCCUCUAUAUUGGCGGCGUAUUCAAGGACAUGUACUCGAAGCUGCCGGGCUCAAUAUCGUCCCGUUCCGGUUUCGAGGGUUGCCUGGCCUCGUUGGAUCUGGGCGAUAGCUCGCCCUCGCUGACCAGCGAUGCGGUUGUGCCCAGCUCGCUGGUGGUCACCGGCUGCGAAGGACCGACCAAGUGCAGCCAGAAUGCGUGCGCCAAUCGCGGCGUUUGUGUUCAGCAAUGGAAUGCCUAUGCCUGCGAAUGCGACAUGACCUCCUACACGGGUCCGACCUGCUAUGACGAGUCCAUUGCGUACGAGUUUGGCAACAACAAGGGCAUGGUGCAGUACAGCUUCCCGGAGAAUUCACAGGCAGACACCGAGGAGGACAACAUUGCGCUGGGCUUCAUCACGACCAAACCGGAUGCCGUGCUGCUACGCAUCGAGAGCGCCACCACGCAGGAUUACAUGGAACUGGAGAUUGUCGAGGGCAAUAUCUUUAUGGUGUACAACAUCGGGAGCGUGGAUCUGCCGCUGGGCGAGAUCGGCACCAAGGUCAACGACAAUGCCUACCAUGUCGUGCGAUUCAUCCGCAAGGGCGGCAACGCGACCCUCCAGCUGGACGACUACAAUGUGCAGGCGCUCACGCCGCAGGCACACCACUCGACCGUCUUCAAUACCAUGUCCAAUAUUCAGGUGGGCGGCAAAUUUAGCCGCAACGGUCGCACCAGGAUCGAGCGUCCAUUUGCGGGCGUCAUUGCCGGCUUGUCGGUGAACAAGCUGCGCAUUUUGGAUCUGGCCGUUGAGCGCGAUCCGCAUAUCAGCAUUCGUGGAGAUGUUCAAUUGGUAACUGGAGUAUUAGAUAGAAAUGAUCUGCAGAGAAUGCAGCAGACUUUGAAUUUUACUCGACUACAGACGCCAGCGAGCGGCUAUCCGGGCGCCAUAGACGAUCUGAUCUUCUCCGGGGCCGGGUCCGGUUGUCGCGGCGACGACGAGGACGAGUGCACGCCGCCAUUCGAGUCCGGCAGCGGCGAUGAUCUGAUAACGCCCGUCUAUGUGCCGCCCACCAAGCAGACGACGACCACGCAGCAGUCCAACAGCAACAACAACAACAACAACACGAACAACAACAACAUGAACAACAACAACAACAAUGGCACGGAGCGCGCCUGCGAUGAUGAGGACUGUGUGCAUGGUUCCGGGGAUUAUGGCGAGACAACGGAACAGUUCACAUCGACCAGCACGGCCAAGGCUGCAGAGUCCAACAACGAGCUGGUGACCGCAUCCACAACCGGACGCAGCGAUCUCACCACCGAGCAGCAGCAACAUGGCAGCAGCAGCAGCAGCAGCAGCGGAGGAUUGGGCAGCAGCAGCACCUCUACGUAUAUGACUACAAUGUCCAGCAGCACGUCCAGCAGCCAGCCGAGCAGCAGCAGCGAGAGCAGCACGACGACAACAGCCUCGACGACAACAACAACAACCUCGACAACAACGGUGAUGAGCAGCACAACAGCACAGCCGGAGAUGCGCACCACAGUCGCGGAGCACGAAACCACGCACGAUAUCUACGUGGCAAUAGGCGGCGCAGGAGGCGGAGGGGGAGGCGACGGCAAUCGGGAUCAUGAGCGCAUGCAGCUGCCCGACUCGGAUCACCAGCUGCCGCCGAUGCCGCCGCCGCUGCCACCGCAGCCGGAUCCGCCGCCAUACGGACCUUACGGCGGCGGCACGACCACGUACAACAGCAAUGUGAACAGCUAUCGGCCCAAGGGCGGCAAGGGCGGGCGCAUCAAUUCGAUUGAGGAGGAGCGCACGGCCAUGAUCAUUGGCAUUGUGGCGGGCAUUCUAAUUGCGGUAAUCCUGGUGAUCUUGCUGGUGCUGUGGCUCAAGUCGAACGGCGAUCGCGGUUACAAGACGGAGAGCGAAAAGGCCGCCGCCUACGGUUCGCAUAAUCCGAAUGCCGCGCUGCUGGGCAACACGAGCACGAAUGGCUCGUACCAUCAGCAGCGACAGCAUCAUCAGGCAGCCGGCGGCGGACUACCGGGACAGCUACAUGGUCAGCACCAGCUGCACCAGCAGCAGCAGCACCAGCAGCAGCAGCAGCAGCAGCAGCACAAUAUCAACGUAGGGGGAGGGGGAGGCAUGAUGUCCAGCGGCAGCGGCUCGCUGGGCUACGGCAGCGACGGGCGACCCCAGAUGGCGGGCCUGGUGCAGCCGAAGGCCAAGAAGCGCGACUCCAAGGAUGUCAAGGAGUGGUAUGUGUAAGUGCCAGCUAAAAAACAUAACAAAACAGCGUCAAAUUAGCAAUACGACAGGUGAUCUCCAGGUGAUCCAGGUGAUCCAAGACAAAACCAAGUACUUUACUUCAUUUAAAGACAAGAAAUGAUAAAUAAUAUACAUAUAUUUAUUUAGCAAUCUCUCGACACAAGCAUUGACAAAGUGUACAAAUGACAACGGGAAGGAUAAUAAGGAGCAUUCCUUUGUUAUGGACACAAAUGAAGAUUACAUUAAUAAACACACACACAAUAUUUUAGCUGCAUACGCAUUAAGUUUUAAAGGUAUUCGAAGAAAAAAGUUACAAGCAAAAAGAACAACUUAAAUCAGCAAAAAAAAACUAUGCCCAAGUAAUUAUUGCUUCAAACUCAAGACUUGCUAAAAAAGAAAACAAAAAAAAGAGAAUAGAAAUCACACGCAUAUAUCAUUGUGUUAUAAAAUAAAUGACGCCACUAGCCAAUCAAAUAAUUGUGUAUAAUAUAUCGCUAAUAAAUAAUUAAAUACAAAUAUAAAGCAUGAGCAAAUGUUAGCUAAGCGCGGCCUAUAUUAAAGCAAACCUAAACUAGAAUUACACACAAUUUAGCGCAAUUCGAUGUAAACGUAAAUUAUUAUUCUAUAAAAAUACUAUACAAAUACAAAUACAAAUACAAAUACAAUAUAUAAAGUUCGACAAAGCAGCGUGUAAAGUUACAAAUUCUGGUGCUGAAAAUUAAAUAUUCGAAUUAUUAUUCUAAUGAUAAUGCAAUAAUUAAAUGCAAAAUAUUGUUUAUUGAGACCGGCUUUAAUUAAAGUUAAUUGACAGAAAUUGAAUACAAUUUUGCAAUUUGGUUGACUAAGCGAUUUCUUUAAUAAUUAAUUGAUUCAAACAAUUUAAUUCGUAAAAAAACGAAAAACGAAGCCAACCUAUAUAUACUUUAAAUAUAUGUAUAUGUAUUUGAGACUAUAUAUUGUCAUGGACUCCUCCUAAACAAUAUGAACUCGGACAUAUCAAUUCAAGAGACACACACACUCUCUCACACACACACACACACACACACAGAGACACAGACAGGCACAUGCGACACUUGACACUGAAGCGAACCUACCUAGCUUUUUUACAAAUGCUAACAAAUGUGAGCAGAAUUACUUUACAGCUGAAAAAAGGGAAACGGAAACGAAAACGGAAACGGAAACAAGCAACAAUUUUACAGUAUUAGAGCCGCUUUUGUGCAUAUUUUUCGAGGCUAACGUGACGUAUACGCAAUCAGCAGCAGCAGCAACUAACAAUAAGGCAAAACUACCAAUACAAACACAAGCACACCUACACACGCACACCUACACACACUCACACAGAUUUAACUUCAAUCAUUUGUACUUGCAUAUAUCAAUUUGGAAGGCUUUAUUUAAUUCCGCUGCUAUUUGUAUACCACAUUUUUGUACACUUAUAUACUCUUAUACACUUGUACUCACAUAUAUAUCUAUAUAUAUAUUGGAGUUAUACACGCACACACACACACUUACAACACGCGAAUUGGCUGAAUAAAUUCCUCUUAAAUUUGCUUUAAAUUAAAAUUUAAUAUAUAUAUGUAUAUUUACAUAUAUGUACAUUUGACUACUAUUUAUAUAGAAUUACCAAAUUUUUUCGAUACAUUUUUGAGUUAUUAUAUUACCUCAACUUGUAUACAAGCGAAAUACAACACGACAAACAAACAAAACAAAAAAAAACUAGCGAAUCUAGCAAAAGAGAACACUUAGGACACUUACAACACUAUACAAUGCACAUAUAUAUAUACAUACAUAUACACACACAUAUAUACAAAGGCAACCCUACUUACAUAUAUACUCUACUCUUUAUAAAUGUACAUCUAUACAACAUAUACAUACACAUAUACAAUAUAUUGUAACGAUUGUAAUUAAUGAACUAUUAUUAUUAUGUAUUUUGUCCCUUCGAACAAAUUAAAAUGCUGUUGAUAACAAAUUAAACAUUCCCACUUAAAUAUGUAUGUACCACUCUCCAAUGGCUACGACAAAUUUCUCUCUCUAUAUAUACAUCUAUAUAUAUAUAUAUAUAUGUAUGUAUGUAUGUAUCCUCUCACAAUGUUAAUGCUGCACAAGGAAAAAAAACUCUGCAUUUAAAGUAAACCACAAAGUUUAUUCAUUUCGAAUUGAAGUAAACUCAAAUUUUGCCUUGCGAUUAUUAAAAGUGCACCCCAAAAAACGAAAACCAAAUAAAUUCAACCUAUUGAAAAUUCUACGCGCCAUGCAAAUAAAACUUAAUAAGUUGUUUAAUAACAAUAUAUUAGAUAAAGCAAAUACAACUACCAAUUGAUUAACGAAUAAUGUUAUGUAUGAUAAACCUAAAUGAUAAGGGGCAACGCAAGUACAGUUAGUUUAAUGAGUAACAGUAACGGUAACGGUAACUUAGUUAAACCAUGUAAUAGUUGAAUGAUUGUAGGAACAGGUAAAUGCGAAUGAAAUGCAAACAAUGUAUCAAUACAACUUAAACUUACAUAUAUCUAUUUAGGCUUAAUAUCAUUGUUAUCUAAUAUAUAUAUACGAAAUUACCACACACACCCACAAACACACCCAAACACACACACAUACACACACACACACGUACCCAGUAUAUAGCGACAAAGAAUAUGUAUAUGAACAUGUAAUGGCUGCGCCUAUAUUAUAACAAAUCGUAACGUGUAUGGACAUGUAGCGGCAGUGAUUGUUAAUGAAAUGGCUUUGUUUUGUGUUAGAUUUUAUAAUUUAUGAGAAAGAAAAAACGGUAUAAAAUUGCAUACAAAUACAGAAUGACUGACAAAACACAGAAUUAUAACAUUGCAUAUAAUAAAUAAA
This is a messenger RNA of Drosophila montana, 9662 nucleotides long. It is a transcript of the gene Nrx-1, whose product is annotated as Neurexin 1. Lineage: Eukaryota; Metazoa; Arthropoda; Insecta; Diptera; Drosophilidae. The coding region runs from base 1287 to 6827 and encodes 1846 amino acids. The record is from RefSeq and is a predicted model, not a curated record. The transcript has 13 exons.